Neltuma alba is the source of this 934-nucleotide messenger RNA. Its product is annotated as polyadenylate-binding protein 2. The record is from RefSeq and is a predicted model, not a curated record. Gene Ontology annotation, molecular function: poly(A) binding. Bases 58 to 654 code for a protein of 198 amino acids. The transcript has 6 exons. Lineage: Eukaryota; Viridiplantae; Streptophyta; Magnoliopsida; Fabales; Fabaceae.
AGGAAGGACUCGCCGCUUCUGAAGCAGGCGCUGGUGGUUCUCUGUGACGAAGGAGACAUGGAAAAUGACGACGUCGACAUGCAAAGCGCCGAGAACAAUGAAGCAGAAUUGGAUGACAUGAAGAAACGUUUGAAGGAGAUGGAAGAUGAAGCUGCUGCUUUGCGAGAAAUGCAGGCAAAGGUGGAGAAGGAGAUGGGCUCUGUGCAAGAUCCCGCUAAUGCUGCUGCAAGUCAGGCCAAUAGAGAGGAAGUAGAUUCUCGGUCAGUCUUUGUAGGCAAUGUAGACUAUUCGUGUACUCCUGAAGAAGUGCAGCAGCAUUUCCAAUCAUGUGGAACAGUAAACAGAGUCACCAUUCGUACUGACAAGUUUGGACAACCCAAGGGUUAUGCUUAUGUGGAGUUCCUUGAGGCAGAGGCUGUUCAGGAGGCGCUUUUGCUGAAUGAAUCUGAGCUACAUGGGCGUCAGUUGAAGGUGACAGCCAAGAGGACGAACAUACCUGGGAUGAAGCAGUAUCGUCCCCGCCGGUCCAAUCCUUAUAUGGGGUUUCGAGGCAGAACCCCAUAUGCACCUCCUUUUGCCUAUUCUCCAUCUCCAUAUGGAUAUGGGAAAGUUCCAAGGUUUAGAAUGCCAAUGCGUUACAGCCCAUACUAUUGAAAAUCCAUUUCUGCAGAGACUGUUCUAUUUGAUCUAUGAAUGGACAUAACGGUGCCUUUCUUCUUAUGUUUCCCAUUGGUGAUGAUAUCUUGGGCAUAAGAUAUGAAGGGGCUUUUCUGACCACCUCUCUUGAUGUGGUCGGUUUGAGUAUUAAACCAUGAUAUAACAGUAAACUUUGUAAAAUUGUGGCGUUUGCAUUUACUUUGCUUUGGUAUUAUUUUAAUGAUGUCCUUUGUAAAAGUUGCCCUCGUAAAUGUGGUCAUAUAUUUUUCUUCUGGUA